Molecule: messenger RNA, 2586 nt
Organism: Protopterus annectens (West African lungfish)
Lineage: Eukaryota; Metazoa; Chordata; Ceratodontiformes; Protopteridae
Product: solute carrier family 22 member 13-like
Exons: 10
Coding region: 308-2044 (578 amino acids)
Biological process (GO): transmembrane transport
Cellular component (GO): membrane
Molecular function (GO): transmembrane transporter activity
Source: RefSeq, a predicted model, not a curated record
AAGAAACAUGAACAAGGAAUGAAACUGAUUUUUGCGUUGAAAUAUUCCUGAUUCUUCACAAAGCUUUAACAGACAUUUUGCAUUAACUGAACUUUUGAAACAAGCGGGGAGAUAAAUAUAUUAACAAGGUGCUGUUCAAAACUUACAAGUGCUUUUUAUUUUUUAGUAUCAAGCUACAUUUUCCCUUCUCUGCUUACUGCACAGGAAAAAGUUAUAUAUUAUAGGACUAAGCAUUUGAGACAAAUUGUGCAAACUAGAAGUUGGCAGUGUUUUUUUUCCAACUUAUCCAGAACAUCUAAAGCUAAAGAUGCAUUUUGAUGACAUUCUUGCAGAAAUUGGACAGUUUGGGAAGUAUCAGAUGAUACUGUUAGUCUGGACUGCAACCCCAAGUUUCUUCUCUGCAUUUAAUAUGUUAGCAGCCAUCUUCACUGGGGCUACACCUCAGUACAAGUGCCAUCACAUCUGGGAAAACAGUGACCUGGGACUAUCUAACCUUACCACUGAUCUGUUGCGGAACCUCAGCUUGAAUCUGGAUGCUUGCUCCACCUUUGACAUUGGAAACCUACAACAUUCAGGGCAUACUGUUAUGGAUUUGGAAACCAUUAGCAGAAACCUGACAAAAGUUACCUGUGCAAAGUGGGACUAUGCCACCGAUGUGUUUAAAAGUACUAUAGUCACUGAGUGGGAUCUUGUUUGUGACAAGCAUAGCCUGAACAGUGUUGGAUCGUCCAUCUACAUGCUGGGUGUCCUUACAGGAGGAGUUUUGUCUGGAGUCCUGGCAGAUAAGUAUGGACGGAGAAUCAUAAUCCUUGUUUGCUUGCCACUACAGGCAGUAAUUGGACUGAUAACAGCCUAUGCACCCAACUUUUAUGUUUAUGUCAUCAUGCGUUAUUUAAUGGGGACCAUAAUUCUGGGGGCCGCAAUCAAUACCUUUACACUAGCAACUGAAUGGAUUGGCCCCAAGUAUCGUAUGUUUCCUGCCAUUAUCAAGAACAGCAUGUUUACUUUUGGGUAUAUGGCUAUGGCUGGCAUUGCCUACUUCAUCCGAGACUGGCGUAACCUACAGAUUGCCCUCUCCAUGCAAGGAAUCCUGUUUAUUUCCUAUAUUUGGCUGCUUCCAGAAUCUGCUCGUUGGCUUUUGGCUAAUAAUCGUACCACAGAAGCUAUAGAGCUGUUGAAGAAAGCUGCACGCAGGAAUGGAAAAAGCCUCCCACAAACUGUGCUUCAGAAUGCGGCAAAAGAACAAGCUGACAUGGGCACGAAGAAGCCAGAAAGAAACUACAGCAUGCUUGAUCUUGUUCGAACUCCAGAGAUGAGAAAAAGAUCAUUUGUUGCCUUCUACAUGUGGUUUGUGAAUGUGCUUGUGUAUUAUGGCCUCUCUUUGGGAAUUUCUGACUUUGGAGUAAACAUCUACAUAACACAACUUAUUUUUGGAUUUGUGGAGAUUCCUGCUAACCUGACCAUUGCCUUCUGCCUCCCCUACUCCAGGAGAAUCCCUCAGAUGGCUUUCCUUGCAGUUGGUGGUGUGGCGUGCUUGCUAACACUAGUUGUGCCUGAAGGUCACCCCAAUGUGGUAACUGGUCUUGCAGUUGCAGGAAAAUUUGGUAUUAGUGCUAGCUUUGAUAUGAUCUACCUGUACACAGCAGAGAUCUUCCCUACUGUUAUCAGGCAGAGAGGGAUGGGUGCAUCCAACAUGUUUUCUCGCAUAGGCGGUGUCAUGGCUCCUAUGAUAAACCUGUUUAGACUCUACAGCAGUGUUGCACCAAUGAUCAUCUUUGGCUGUGUGUCUUUGAUUGGUUCUGCCUUGUGUAUUCUGCUUCCUGAAACAGCGGGUCAAUCUCUUCCAGAAACUAUUGAGGAUGCAGAGAACUGGUCAAAAAGGCAAAUUAGGAACCUCAAACAACAGGAAGAUAAGGUGACACCUUUCUAUGAAGACAUAGAACAGAACACGGAUGGCACUGUACAUUUGGAGGAAAAGGAAGCACCAGUGUUUGAUUCAUCUCCAGUAAUAAGUACAGACAUAAUAAAGCAAACUGCACUCUAAUUUCUUUAAAAAAAUAAAACUUAGAAUUGCUGCUGCAGAUUGAAUAAAGCACUAGUUCACACACACAUAUGCAUGCAUGUAUGCACACACACACACACACACACACACACACACACACACACACACACACACACACGCACGCACGCACGCACACACACACCUUGUUAUAAUUCAGUAGAUUAUCAGCCCUUUAAAUAAGAUAUGUACAAGAUUAACACAGGAAGUAAACUAUAGCACUUCACAAAAAGUACGAGGAUCAAAUUCUCCACAUCAGUAGUUUUCCAAAUCAAAGACUCACCUAAUGUACACAUACAGAAAAUGUUUUUUAGGCGGUCCAGAAAUAACAUCUUGCAUCCACUGGGGGUGACAUAGAGCCUUCCCAUCUUGCAGGAUUUUUCUGUAUUCCUCUUCCUUUUGGAUAUUCUUGGCCUUCACAGCUCAAUGGCUUUAGCAUCUUGUUAGAAGCAACCUGGUACUUGAGAGACUAGAUACUCAUAUGAACCAACAUGAAACCAAAUUUACAGAGCUGGUGAAUGUUUUUA